Messenger RNA from Synchiropus splendidus (mandarinfish), 1568 nucleotides. RefSeq names its product tryptophan hydroxylase 2 (tryptophan 5-monooxygenase) (gene tph2). The transcript is spliced from 11 exons. Bases 16 to 1479 code for a protein of 487 amino acids. Gene Ontology annotation, molecular function: tryptophan 5-monooxygenase activity; iron ion binding. The record is from RefSeq and is a predicted model, not a curated record. Gene Ontology annotation, cellular component: neuron projection. Gene Ontology annotation, biological process: serotonin biosynthetic process; aromatic amino acid metabolic process. Lineage: Eukaryota; Metazoa; Chordata; Actinopteri; Syngnathiformes; Callionymidae.
GGGCCAGUGCCACCCAUGCAGCCCGCCAUGAUGAUGUUCUCCAGCAAGUACUGGGCUCGGCGUGGGAUGUCGCUCGACUCGGCCAUGUUCGACCGCCAGCACCAGCACCAGAAGCACACCGGCGGGCAGAUGUCUCGCCGUCCGUCCUUCAGCCCCAUCAUUGAGAAGCCAGACAGCGAUGCCGACGCCGGCAGGACCGCCGUGGUCUUCUCUCUGAAGAAUGAGGUGGGAGGUCUGGUGAGAGCCCUUAGGCUCUUCCAGGAGAGGAGAGUGAACCUGAACCACAUCGAGUCCCGGGUGUCGAAGCGAGUCACCAAUGAGGUGGAGAUCUUCGCCGACUGCAACUGCAGCCAGAAGGAGUUCAAUGAGCUCCUGCAGCAACUGAAAGAUCACGUCAACAUCAUCUCCUACAACACGCCCGCACAUGUGUGGGCCGCCGAGGCGGACGGCGACGACGUGCCCUGGUUCCCCAUGAAGAUCUCUGAGCUGGACCAGUGCUCCCACAGAGUUCUGAUGUACGGGUCGGAGCUGGACGCAGAUCAUCCGGGCUUCAAAGACGAAGUCUAUCGGCAAAGGAGGAAGUACUUUGUGGAAGUCGCCAUGAACUACAAAUUUGGACAGCCCAUACCUCGGAUCGAGUACACCGUGGAGGAGGUCCAGACCUGGGGCGUGGUCUUCAGGGAGUUGACCAAGCUGUACCCCACUCAUGCCUGCAAGGAGUACCUAAAGAACCUCCCACUGCUGACCAAGCACUGCGGUUACCGAGAGGACAACAUCCCACAGCUGGAGGACGUCUCGCUCUUCCUCCGAGAGCGGUCAGGCUUCACGGUGCGACCAGUGGCAGGCUACCUGUCUCCCCGGGACUUCCUGGCUGGCUUGGCCUACAGAGUCUUUAACUGCACCCAGUACGUCCGUCACAGCACCGACCCGCUUUACACUCCAGAACCGGACACGUGUCACGAGCUGCUGGGUCACGUCCCCCUGCUGGCCGACCCAAAGUUCGCCCAGUUCUCCCAGGAGAUCGGACUGGCCUCGCUGGGAGCCACGGACGAGGACGUCCAGAAACUGGCCACGUGUUAUUUCUUCACCAUUGAGUUUGGACUCUGCAAACAGGAAGGUCAGCUGAGAGCCUACGGAGCCGGUCUGCUGUCGUCCAUCGGCGAGCUGAGGCACGCGCUGUCGGACCAGGCGUGCGUGAGGAUGUUCGAACCCAAGACCACCUGCACUCAGGAGUGUCUCAUCACCACCUUCCAGGAAGUGUACUUCGUCUCUGAGAGCUUUGAAGAGGCCAAAGAGAAGAUGAGAGAGUUUGCAAAGACGAUCAAGCGUCCGUUCUCGGUCUACUACAAUCCGUACACGCAGAGCAUCGACCUGCUGAAGGACACGCGCAGCAUCGAGAAUGUGGUGCAGGACCUUCGCUGUGACCUCACCACCGUCUGCGAUGCCCUCAGCAAGAUGAACACCUACAUGGGCAUCUGAUCCCGAACGCUUCCACUGUCGCUGCCGCCGCCGCUGCUUCCGUCCUGGAUGAUGUCGUCGCUCAGAUCUCGGCUCCUCAUUGGUUUUAC